Molecule: messenger RNA, 637 nt
Organism: Entrophospora candida
Lineage: Eukaryota; Fungi; Glomeromycota; Glomeromycetes; Entrophosporales; Entrophosporaceae
Source: the annotation of a GenBank genome assembly
GGCUCUCCGUGCUAAUAAAUAUAGGUGUAAUGAUUUAAAUGAUGCUGAUUCUAAUGUCAAAAAAGCCUUGAUCCCUGAUAUUAAAAUUGAAUUUCUGAGGAAGAACCUUGAAAUAGUAACAGUUGAACAAGCAAAAUCAGAAGAUGUGAAAAAGGAGAAAAAUGAUACAUCAAAAUUGUGCACUUGUUUACAUGACAUGAUUCGACAGGUUUAUAAUAUACUUCCUCAGUCUAUGAAAGGCUCUAUUCGAAAUAUCAAGGUGUUUGGUUUGAUAAUAUCUCGAGUUGAUGUGACUAUUUAUGAACUUGAAUUGCCUGAGCAACAAUUAUAUGUGUUCCAGGAAUUGUGUAGUUUUUCAUUACCAUUGACAUUUGCUGAUUUUCGAUCAAUGCUUGAAGUGACUAUGAAUUUCAUAAAAUUCAGGAAAUUGGUGGAUGAUAACUUGGAAAAAAUGGAAGCCGUGUUGGUCAUUGACUUGAAUAAAGCUAAAUCUUCACCAUUAUCCUCACAUGUUGAUGAUGAGAAUACUAAUGUUUACAGAGAUACAACACCACCACCACAAUCAGGGAAAAAAUGGCUUGUGAAUAUUGAGAUAUCGCCUAGCUCAAAGAGUCUUAAAAGGUCACAUGAGGAUUGA